Molecule: messenger RNA, 1297 nt
Organism: Pygocentrus nattereri (red-bellied piranha)
Lineage: Eukaryota; Metazoa; Chordata; Actinopteri; Characiformes; Serrasalmidae
Exons: 6
Coding region: 130-960 (276 amino acids)
Source: RefSeq, a predicted model, not a curated record
AGAGCUGCCACCCGGUUUACCGGCUGAUUUGAGGGAUAUAUUGAAGACGGCGACGAAGAGAACUGUCAUAAACUUCCGAAUGCAGUGGCUUGUGUGCGCAGGGGCAGACAAUGCCCAGCCUGUCAUGUUAUGACCUUGUUGCCAAGAAACCUUUAUUCAGUAGAAGGACAAACCCUCCAACAACAUUCAGAGGAGAGAAUGCACACAGCAAUGAGUUCUGGGGAUAUAUUGGAUUCAGGAACGUCCAUUCAUUUCAACAGAAAGCUCCUGUUCUCUGCCAGUCAAAAACUGACCUCAACCCGUGGCCAUAAGCUUACCCUUCCAAACAUAGCUGUCAGUCAGACUGACUUGUGGAAAAUAAAGCCCCCCGACUUUAGCCCUAAGCUGUACCGGAGUCUAAACUUGCCACGGAUCAAGAAAAAAACCCUCAACCCAGCCACACUCAAAGAUGGCUUGGCAGAAUUGUCUCCAAUGGUUGGUGAAAUGUCUCUACUCAUGCUACCAAAACUGGAAGAGAACAGGAAUAAACCACCGUUCAUAACAUCAUAUGGACCCCCUGGGUUGCUAGAAUUGAGGAUACUGUUUGUGAAGUCAGGACAGUUUCCCAGCAUUCCUUACAAGGACCCAAAGCCUCACAAUUUCAGACCUUGUGCUGAAGAGUUGCCUGAUAUGGUGACCUGUAUAGAAAAGGAUCCUGGAAACUUGAAGUUUAAGACUCAGUCCUUGGGUGCAAUUGCAGAAGUAAGAGCUGAAUCAGACCAUCCGCAUAGAGAGCCAACAAGGAGCAUGGACACCUUCAAACCAGCAGAACUUAAGUGGGAUCCAAGACUCAUACUGCCAAAGUCUCCUUGGCCACCCAAGUCGGCUUCAUACACAAGGCAUCGACGCAGAAGAGGAGUGCACAGUGCUUUCAUGGACCGUGUGGAGGAGAAGCUCACCAGAUCUUGGAUGAAAGAAUAGUAUAUUUUCUGAUCGUGGAAAAAUUCCUUCAGUCAAGUCAGACAAAACAAGUUCAGGCAGGUGUAGGUGACUUAUUGUCUAAACUGUCUUUCACCUGAUCCUUUGCAAAAAAAAAUUAGCAUUGCAUAACCUUUCUCUCAUGGCACAGACAUGAUCCUGCUCCACAGUAGGAGCUGGGGUGGGCAAAAGGGAUUCAAUUCAUAAUGGCUGUGGUUUUUGAAGUAUGCAUAUUUUCUCAAUUAAACAUCUCUGGUAAUAUUGGAGAAAAUGCACUGUCUAUGUGAUUCUUUUCACUGUGUCACUUGGAGGCAGCCAGUAUUUACAGGCUAUAUAAAAA